This is a messenger RNA of Ipomoea nil (Japanese morning glory), 3267 nucleotides long. Its product is annotated as disease resistance protein RPM1-like. The transcript is spliced from 5 exons. Bases 1 to 3267 code for a protein of 1088 amino acids. Gene Ontology annotation, molecular function: ADP binding. The record is from RefSeq and is a predicted model, not a curated record. Gene Ontology annotation, biological process: defense response to other organism. NCBI's taxonomy places the organism in Eukaryota, Viridiplantae, Streptophyta, Magnoliopsida, Solanales, Convolvulaceae.
AUGAUUGAAUCUGCACGCUUGAUCUACAUUACAACUCAUCAGAAAGCGUUGCGUUGUGAAGCUUAUCAGGGGUUGAGCAAUGCGUUGACAAGAGGAGAAUUAGACCCCACAGCUCGGGGUAGAGCUAGGUGUAUGAUUCCGAACUAUCAAGAUGCAAUGGCAAUAUGUAAGCACAUCGGUUAUCCAUACAUAUUCAUUACAUUCACCAGCAACCCAAAGUGGCAUGAGACUGAGCGGUAUGUUGCACACCGUGGCCUUAAAGCAGAGGAUAGACCUGACAUCAUUUGUCGUGUGUUUAAAAUGAAGCUUGAUGUGAUGAUUGAAGACAUCAAAACAGACAAGUUGUUUGGCAAGAUAUUUGGAGGACUCGCCCACGCGCAUAUCUUGCUAUUUGCCAAAAUAAUGAAUAGGGCAAAUUCUGCGAACGAAAUUGACGCCCUGAUCUCAGCUGAAAUACCAUACCCAGAUUUUGAUGUUGAAUACCAUGACGCAGUCAGCGAAUUCAUGUUGCACGGACCAUGCAGAGAGCUCCAGAAGAAUUCGCCGUGCACGGUAGAUGUUGGAAAGCUGAAGGAGCAAGCGUUCCAAGAAGUAAUAUUUCAGUGGAGAAUCAAAGCUGAGGUGGAGAAAACCACUGCUCGGCUAGCCAACAUGAAAGGCUACGUUGAGGAUUCAGGCAAGGGGAAACAAGACACCAAGGUAGCAGAGAGUUGGGCGACUCAACUGAGGGAUACCGCAUUUGAACUUGAGGACUUGGUGGAGGAAUUCAUGUUGGAUUCCAAGCUUCUGGAACUCAAUACUCCUCCCUGCAAUUUUUGUCAAGUCAACUCCCUCUUUGCCAACGUGCAGAGCUUUGCCAAGAGGGUGAAGAUACAGUUUUGCUUCCAUCAGCAGUUAAAAGCCAUGGAUGAGAAGCUACUUGUUCUAGAAGCAGACAAAUCAAAGUACGGUAUAAAACUCAAAGCAAAUGACGGAAGAAAUGAGUUACUGAUGGGCAGUGGGAGUGGAUAUAUGGAGGGGAUAGAAGCAGUGGGGAUCGACAUGGAAGUCAACCGGAUAGCACAACUGAUUGAGAAGCGUAGUGGUGAAGUGAAGUUGAUCACGAUUUGGGGAGCUGGAGGUUGUGGGAAAACUACUUUGGCCAAGCAAGUUCAUGAAAGAGUCAUGAAGGAUCUCAUGGCCACCAAUAUUGAUUAUUGUUGGUGGGUUGAUGUGAACCACUCCUCAGAUAUUGAAUAUGUUCUGAGGACAACAAUCAAUGGGGUGUAUAAAAGUGUUGGAACCAAGCCUCCUGCUGAACUCGAGAAAGCAGAUACAAAUUCUCUUCAACAACAUAUUCUUGAUUACUUGGGGAGAAAGAGGUAUGUUGUAUUUUUUGAUGAUGUUUGGGAUCAUGAUCUCUUGGCUAACAUAAAACUUCCAGGCAACCGUGCAUCUUCAAUUAUCGUCACUAGCCGUUAUGAAGAUAUAGCCAAUGGGUCUUUUCUUGGGGCUUCACCUCAUUAUGUUGAGGUGAAGCCAUUAGAAUUUGAUUUGGCAUGCACCCUUUUCUGCAAAUUGGCUUUUUAUUCCGACAGCUGGCCUAAUGGGCUUGAAGAACCCGGAAGAGCAUUGGUUGGGAAAUGCACAGGUUUACCUGUUGCAAUUCUUGCAAUGGCUCGGUUGAUGUCCACAAAGGGUGAUGAUCCAUUAAAAUGGAGGGAUGCUCUCAAAACCCUUGACUACUACUCACAUGAAUUUGAAGCAGGUGGCAGUCUAACAUCUCUCAACAGAGCCUUGUUGUUGAGUUAUUAUGAACUGCCAACUCACCUCAAGUCAUGUUUCUUAUACUGUGCAAUGUUCCCCAAAACAUAUGGCAUUCGUGCCAAAAGGUUGAUCCGCAUGUGCAUUGCGGAGGGGUUUAUCAAUGAUGAUCCCCAUAGUGGCAGAACACUAGAGCACAUAGCAAGGGAUUACUUCCUUCAGCUCAAAAAUAGAAGCUUGCUUCAGAUCAUUCCCAAUGAGUACAAUGGUAAGGAGUUGGGAAGAAUUGAAAUGCACGACCUUUACCGUGAGGUGGCGCGUGAGGUGAUUAGAAGGGAAAUGUUUGCUGAAAUCAUCAAAUUGAAGGAAAGUACCAAACUUGAGUGGAAGCAAAGGCGUAGUUUGAUCAUCCUGGAAGUAAUGCAAAAGGUUGAGCUUGACAAUUGCUAUGAAAAUAUGAAGAAGCUACGUACACUCAUCAUCAACCACUGUAAAGGGAUUCCUCUGAAUUCAUUCCCUCAGAUUCUGCAAAACAUGAAGUUGCUAAGAGUUUUGGUGUUGGAAUGGUUACCUGAUGGUAUGGAGGAACUGCCCAAUGAGGUUGGGGAUCUAAUUCAUCUUAGGUACUUAAGGUUGAGUGGUAAUAGGGAUAUGAGACAUCUCCCUAAUUCGUUGGGAAGAUUGCACAAUCUACAGACAUUGGAUUUAAGACAUAUUUGGGUGCGGAGUUUGCCUAAAUGCGUGUCAGAGCUUAAGAAGCUGAGACAUCUCUUUGGAAGUUAUAGAUUACAAGUGCCAGAUAUAGUUUUCACAUUUUCUCAGCUUCAAACAUUAUCUGACAUACUGAUUAAUACCAUCCAAGCAAGAGAAUUAGUAAACAUCCCACAACUCACUAAGUUGAAUAUUAUUUUCAAGGAAGGGGAGGAAUGCUGGAGAGCAAUUUGUGAUUCUGUCAAAAAAAUGACAAAUCUUCACUCUCUAACUAUUCAAAGUGAUGAAUUACAAGAAUUUAUAAAUUUCUCGCCUCCCCUUUCUCUCAAGAAGCUCCAGCUCUUUAGGUUUGGAAAAUUGCUAAAUUUUAUUAGCACUCCUAACUAUCUUCGCGUAAUUUAUAUACGUAUGUGUGAUGUAGAUGAAGAUUUCUUCAAUAGUUUGGAGAAACUGCCAAGCUUGUUGAAUCUCUACAUUGAGAGUUAUAGUGGAGAUCAGUUAUUGUGCAGUGAAGGGAGCUUUCCAAAACUCAAGAAGCUAGAGAUAGUGUGCAGGAAGCUUACCAAGUGGGAAAUAAGAAAAGGAGCUAUGACAUGUCUUGAGUCACUAUCUAUGGAGGAGUGCAAUUGUCUAGAAAUGCUUCCAGCAGGCUUGAGAGAAGUUGAGCAUUUGAAAAAAUUGCAUCUAUUCCGCCCAUCUCAACAACUUGUUCAAAGUAUAAGUGUUGAAGGCUCAGAUCGAUGGAAGAUUGAACAUAUACUAAGAGUUACUAUUCACCGCAAUUAUGGUGAAAAACCUUUUCCAUUAAAAUAA